Molecule: messenger RNA, 2425 nt
Organism: Bursaphelenchus xylophilus (pine wood nematode)
Lineage: Eukaryota; Metazoa; Nematoda; Chromadorea; Rhabditida; Aphelenchoididae
Source: the annotation of a GenBank genome assembly
AUGGAUAAUGGUUACGUAAUCAUAGAUAACUUGGCUCGCGGAAAUCAUGAAUACUUUUGUCCGGGAAUGGUAGAAAAAGAUGAUAUUCCCUCCUGUUACAGCACAGCCAAUUCGAAGCUUUCGCUGUUCAUCGUCUAUAUGCAACUGAAAUGUAACAGUUACAUCGAUUUCUUUAGAGAAUACGGCCACCAACUUGGUUGAGUAAUCUGUUGAUGACCUCUCAUUUACAUUGUUUUUGGGAGCAGAUUGCAUUAUUUUAGGGUUCUCGAGGAUAAAUGUUGUUGAAUAAGGUUGGAUUGUGCUUUCCUUGGGUAAAUUACCUUCGAAUUUCCUAAGGUUUUCAGAAAAAGAGGGGGUUAAACAGAAAGCUGGGUCCUGUUUUGGAAAGAGUUUGGCGUUGAGUUCUGUUCCAAUCUUCUUCAUUUUCAAGGUAUCCAUGAGUUGUAUACAAGUAUAAAGUUCUUAAGGUCGUAUCCUCUCUCCCCACCGAUUAGAUUGCAACAAUUACAGCUCCCAUCUUCCCUCGACGCCCUACCGUAUCUCUUUUUCUUCUCCUUUCCUCCUUUAUUGCCAAUUACCCCAGCCCGGCCCAUCUUUUCUCAAUAAAUUUUGUCCUUUAUUGGCUUCACGGUGCCUCUCUUCUCCAUUUGUUUAUUCUGACUUUAAUUAAGUUAAUUUUAAUUCAUUUGGCCAUUAUGUAUUACAAGUUGGGUAAUCGAGAGGGCCUUUUCUUCCUUAAGUCUUACUGUGUCUUCCCUAUAAGUCAUCAAGAUUACUGUAUCUAUAAGGGAGUUUUUUUGUUCUAUUAUUGUAAUUAGGUGCCUAAUUAACCUCGGGUUUAGACAGUCGCUUGGAAUGCGUAUCAUUUGACUCCGCCCUCAGUUUCACCCGAAUUUGUUUCGCCUUUCACCUGCCUCAUCUUAUACAGGCUUAUUAUUGCUCUAAUGUAAGCAAAUCUACUAUUUACAAGUGUAUGUAAAUGCAAGAGUUGCUACAGUUUUACGCUUUUAAUUCUAAUUAAAAUUAAAGGCAUGGUAAAUACCGUAGUUUUUACAUUGUAACGUCGACCGGUUGGAUACUGGCUUAGGGCUUAACCCAUUUACUCCUUUUUGACAUGUACUUAUGUAUAGUUUGGCACUGAACAAAUUUUAUUUGAUUCCAUUAAGCUGACUGAACUUUCGCGUUACUAAUUCAAUCUUUGAAAAUUACUAAUAUACAUACUUUGUUAUUUCAGAUGUCAUCAGAGGCCUCUUACAGUGACUGUGCCAGUGCUGGGGUUUCAUCGCCCGAUCUGAAUGAUACGGCCUCCGUUUCUUCCUUAAAAUUUUCCAUUUACAAUAUUCUGAGGCCGGACUUUGGAAUAGUAUGUUUACGAUUUUAAACUCGUAGGUUACUGUGGGAAAAUGGAAAUUUAUUAUUUAUAAAAUGUCUAAAGAGUGCCUAUCAUUAAGAAAAAGGUCGAAUGAUUCUUAACAUGAUGGAAAUUUUUUUACUCAAAUGUGAGGUUUCUUAUGUAAUUUUUGCUAUGAAUUACAAGACAAAUCACCGCUUGUUUGCGCGGCCCUCCAUCUUUUCAUAAUUUGAUUAGCUUAAAUGAUAAAAAUGGACAAGGUUAAAGAGGCUCGUUGACACUCUUUACACAGCCCGAUUACCGCCUCUUAAUGAGCUCCAAACAAGCGCAAAGAGAGAGGGGACUUUAGACAGUGAUUGAUUAAUUGACAUCUACAGUAAGCUUGUAUAAACAAUGAGGGCAGCGAAUGCUUGAGUUGGGGGAAGAGUCGAAAAAGUGUUGUAAUAAUGAGGAAAAUAAGAAAACAGUAAUGACUCUCAGUUCGAAAUAAGGUACUGUAAUGUAAUCUUUUCAGAAAUGUGAUCGAUUAUUUGGCUCUGCAGACCCCACAUCUCCUCCCCCUCUCUUCCCCAUCAGCCCGUCAUCUUUUGGAUUAAAUCUCUUGGCCUCAUUGGCCUCGCCAAAGCUUCCAAUUGAACAGAAUGAUGAUCACCAGCUUCCUGCCUGGAUUUAUUGUACUCGAUAUUCAGAUAGGCCAAGUGCUGGGCCUAGAAGCAGGAAAAUGAAAAGGAAAGGGUUAACAGAAGAAGAGAAGAGACCGAGGACAGCAUUCACUCCAGAACAAUUGGAAAGGUUAAAACAACAAUUCCAGAAUAAUCGAUAUCUGACGGAGAAGAGGAGGCAGGAAUUGGCACAUGAAUUGGGACUAAACGAAAGUCAAAUCAAGAUCUGGUUCCAGGUAAGACUGCGGUUUUUAAGAGAGUUAGUUAUCGGUAUAUAAACCCUGAAACAUUUUAUUUCCAGAACAAACGAGCAAAGCUGAAAAAAGCCGCGAUCCAACGAACGGACGCCUCCUUCCAGAUGCUUCACAAUUCCAUGCUGAAUCACGUCACUCUUCAAUCAUUUAAAGCCUGA